AGCACCCUCAUCACUCCAAAACACGCCUUUAAAAUCUCAAAGAACAGAGGGUGAAAUUGUCAUUUCACAUACAAGCUGUUAUCUUCCCGCGAACCGCGUUUGCCUCUUCUAACAAACUCCGGCUACCUUUUUCCUCUCUCUGUAUUUUACCGAUGGCUUCCAUAUCAGCCGUUGGAUCUCUCCCGAAUUUCUGCACUUGGAAAGCUUCUUCUUCGAAGGGUUUGAUUUCGAACAGAAGACUGCAGAAGCUUCUGCAGCGGCACUCCGAUUCAAAUGAUGCGACUGUCCCAAUGGGUGGCAGAGAGAUUUUUGACAGAAGGAAGGUGCUGUUGCUCUCGACCAUCGGGAUUCUUGCUGGGGGCUUGCGACAUGCUGCAGAGGAUGGAAUGGCAAUAGCAUCUGAAUUUGCAGAUAUGCCGGCACUUCGUGGGAAGGAUUAUGGGAAAACAAAAAUGCGGUAUCCUGACUAUACAGAAACACAAUCAGGUCUUCAAUACAAGGACUUGAGAGUAGGCAGUGGUCUUACGGCAAAGAUGGGGGAGACAGUAGUGGUUGACUGGGAUGGUUUUACAAUCGGAUACUAUGGCCGCAUUUUUGAAGCUCGAAACAAGACGAAGGGUGGUUCAUUUGUGGGUGAUGACAAAGAUUUUUUCAAAUUUACACUUGGAUCUCAGCAGGUAAUUCCGGCUUUUGAGGAGGCUGUUGUAGGCAUGGCUCCAGGCGGUGUUAGAAGGUGUGAAAGAGGAAAGUUGAGCUUCUGCUGUAGCUGGUUUUGGUGAGUCUUUGGGUAAAAGAGGAAGGUUCAUAUCCAGCGGGCAGCUGAUCGUAGAACACCUUUUUUUUUUUUUUUUUGUAUAUCUACAAUUUAAAAGCCAAUUCCAAUUGCUGGGCAAAGGCUAAGAAGACGAUGAUGAUGACAAUGAUGUCUUGGGAGUUUUUGUACCAUCCAUCUCUUUUUUCACUUUCUUUGGCUGUUAUGCAUGUGUUUUUGUGUCUUUCAUCGCAUCUGUUACAAAAUAUAGCAACAGGAUUCUCAUGCGCCGAAAAUGGGGAUAUUAGAGGCAUGCUUUCAUGCAAGUGAUGAUAUAUGCAU
Magnolia sinica is the source of this 1093-nucleotide messenger RNA. RefSeq names its product peptidyl-prolyl cis-trans isomerase FKBP19, chloroplastic. Gene Ontology annotation, cellular component: chloroplast; thylakoid. NCBI's taxonomy places the organism in Eukaryota, Viridiplantae, Streptophyta, Magnoliopsida, Magnoliales, Magnoliaceae. Gene Ontology annotation, molecular function: peptidyl-prolyl cis-trans isomerase activity. Bases 153 to 779 code for a protein of 208 amino acids. The record is from RefSeq and is a predicted model, not a curated record. The transcript has 9 exons.